This is a messenger RNA of Rana temporaria (common frog), 1164 nucleotides long. It is a transcript of the gene MRPL39, whose product is annotated as mitochondrial ribosomal protein L39. The record is from RefSeq and is a predicted model, not a curated record. The transcript has 10 exons. Gene Ontology annotation, cellular component: mitochondrion. Gene Ontology annotation, molecular function: RNA binding; nucleotide binding. The coding region runs from base 72 to 1085 and encodes 337 amino acids. NCBI's taxonomy places the organism in Eukaryota, Metazoa, Chordata, Amphibia, Anura, Ranidae.
UGAGUGCGUGUUCCUGUAGGGGACGGAUUAUUGUGCGGACAAGUUGCACACAUGCUUGUUGCUGUCAAUGAAUGUCACUUUGCCUGGCAGGGAUGCGGUGUAGAGCUGUGAUGGCGGGGAUCUGCGGCCUGAGGGCUAUACGGGGCAGGUUUUAUACUGUGUCUGCAGCCACUAAACUAGCCAAUGGUGAGAUCUCUCUGAGACGCUCCGCGCUGUUUGAUAAAGAAAAGGAGAGGCAGCUAUCGCUGAGUCCUCUCACUGAGAAGAUAGAGGUGAGGUUUGUUGGGAAGGCCAAUCCAGGGACUACUUUUGUGGUGAACAAGGGGAUCUCCACUCCAUACAACUGUGCAAUGCAUCUCAGUGAAUGGUACGUUGCGAAGGCUGCGCUCGCCCUGGUGGACGGUGAGGUUUGGGAUAUGUAUAAACCUCUCACUAAAUCCUGUAAUAUCCAGUUUCUUACCUUCAAAGACGAAGAUCCAGAAGAAGUCAAUAAGGCAUAUUGGCGUUCCUGUGCCGCAAUACUGGGACAUGUGUUAGAACAGGCUUUCAAAGAGGAUUACAUGGUGAAUCUUGUCAGAGCUCCAGAGAUACCAGUGAUCUCUGGAGCGUUCUGCUAUGACGUGGUGUUGGACCCAAAGCUAGACGAUUGGAAGCCGACAAAGGAGAAUCUGCAUUCUUUCACAAGGGACGCACUUAAACUGAUCAGCAAAGAUCUGCCUUUCGAGUGUCUGGAAGUAGAAGAAAAAGUCGCCAGAGACAUAUUUCAGCACAAUCCGUACAAACUAAUGUGUCUGGAGGAGAAGGCAGCUGUGCAUCCUGAAGGAAAAGUAACUCUCUACAGAUUUGGUGAAUUUGUGGAUCUCGCUGAAGGUCCUCACAUACCCAGAACAAGUUUCUGUAUGCAGUAUGAGGUCACAGCAGCACACACCAUCGUUCAUAUCAAUACAGAACAUGUUAGACGGUUUCAGGGCCUCUCUUUACCGUGGCAAUUCAAGGCUCAUCACACAGUCUGGAAUAAACUGAGAACGAGAGCCCAAAAGCUGGUCACAGAGAAGCAGAAUACACAGCCCGAGCCUGCUGAAUAACUCAGAUAACACUUUGUUUUCUCCUAUUUUUUUUUAUACUUUUUUUUUUUGUUCAGAAAAUAAACUUUUUUCCACCGUC